Paramecium primaurelia is the source of this 1022-nucleotide messenger RNA. Lineage: Eukaryota; Ciliophora; Oligohymenophorea; Peniculida; Parameciidae. The record is from the annotation of a GenBank genome assembly.
AUGGGUUUAAGAUAAUUGGAUUUUUUUAGGAAAUUAAAUACUGAUAUUGGUGAUACUUCAUCAUCUUUUGGUGGAUUCUUAACUAUUUUAGCAUUUGCAGUAAAGUUUCUAACAUAUUUCUUGAUAGUUGGUGACUAUAUUAACACUAAAUGAAUGUAGAUUAUUUUUUAUCACAGAAUUAAACUAUUAAACUGUGAUUGACAAUGACUCUGAAUAAUUUAUCAAAGUUCAUUUAGAUAUAAUUAUUGGAGCUCCAUGUAUGGUGUUGUCAUUGGAUUAAUAAGAUGAGGUAGGAGUACAUGUAAUGGAUGUAUCUGGUACAUUGAAAAAGAUUUCUCUUGAUAAAGAUAGACAUGUGUUGCCCUCUGUAAUUAAACAAUAAUAUUCAUAUAAAGAUUGAUAAUAACGAAAGACCUAAUUAUAUUGGAAGUGAAUAAGAAUUAAUAGAUGCAAUUAAAGCAAUCAAUCAAGGAGAUUAAUGUUAAUUAAAGGGAUUCUUCUAAGUAAAUAAGGUCCCAGGUAAUUUUCAUAUCAGUUACCAUGCACAUCAUUAUUUAAUAUAGAGAAUUCAUCAAAGAGAAUUAUAAACUUUUAGAAAACUAAAAUUAGAUCAUACUAUCUAUGAUUUAAGAUUUGGAGAAAUCUCUUCAGCAAAAUUAAAGAAAUACUCAAAAUCUCUCUAGAAAUUCUAAUUACCCUGGGAAUAAAUUGAAAAAUCAGUACCUGAAGGUGAGAAACAAGAUUAUGAAUAUUAUAUUAAUGCUUUGCCUGUGAAGUUUUAUGAUGUAAAUGAACUAAACUAUCAAACUCUCUAUAAAUACUCUAUCAAUGAAGCAUAAAUGCCCAGAACCUUUACAGAAAUCGAUUCAAUUUAUUUUAAAUAUUAAAUUAGUCCAGUCAAUAUGGUCUAUUCAAUUUAAAAGAAAUCUGUCUAUCAUUUUAUUGUUUAAUUAUUGGCUAUUGUAGGAGGAGUCUUUGCAGUUAUAGGAAUCCUUAAUUCUAUUAUAUAAAAAACAAUUUGA